AGUGACUGGACAAGCCAAUAACCAGGGAAUCAAUUGGUGAGAGUGCCUUUCGUGGGAAUGCUACUAUUAUCUAUUACUACUACACUCCGAAAUUGCGCGCACGUUGUUGGUGUUGUUGUCGUUCUAAUGCUCUGAUUCAUUUCCUAAUCACUGUAAAUUCACUCUUUCUAUCUUGCAAUCCAAUUCUCUUAUUCUUUUCUUUCUUCUCCACACUUCACAAAACCAAACUCACCUUAUCGUUCUUUAUUCAGAUUUCAAUCCUAAACAAUCAUGUCCCAAGGAGGAGAUAACGGGUCUUCAAAAUCUUUGCCAUUGACGCCAUAUGAAGAAGCAUUGGAAGCCUUGUCGUCUUUGAUUACUAAACGCACUCGGGUUGGUGAUGUCAAUAUGGAGGAGCGAUUCACCGUGCUAUUUCAAUAUUUAAAGAUGCUUGAGUUGGAGGAGGCAAUUUCAAAUAUGAAGAUUAUUCAUGUUGCUGGUACUAAAGGGAAGACAAUAGAGAAGAUGGUGGAAAAUAAACUUAGGUGGUUUGGGCAUGUAAAGAGAAGACAUGUAGAUUAUGUGAUAAGAAGAGUAGAUCGGAUAGAGAUAAAUCAAUCAACUAGAAGAAUAGGAAGAUCUAGAAAGGCUAUAAGAGAAGUUAUUAAAAAAGAUCUCGAGAUUAACGAUUUGGAUAGAAGCAUGGUCCUAGAUAGAACAUUAUGACAAAAGUUGAUUCAUGUAGCCGACCCUAUCAGCGGCACAUUUGGAUACCCCAAUUGUCUUAAAGCUAAAGUAGGAUUAUAGCUUAUACAACCUUUGGACCCAAUCAGCGGCACAUUUGGAAAACUCCCACAUUUGAAAAUGAUUUCUUCAAUAUUUAAUUUCCAGGAAUACCAAAUGAUGGACUUUUCGGUUUGUGACACCAAAGUCUUAGCCCAUUCGUCGCUACCCAAAUCCCCAAUGUAAGUGUUUGGUUUAAACAUAUGUGAAGUCAUCCAUUUGUAGAGCAACGGGAAACAGAAAUUCAAAGGACCACACUUUUGUUGGUGACGCAGAUAAAGGGAAAAGAGGACAUCAGCCAAUAAUGCAGGAACCGGAUUUGCUUCUUCUUUGAAUACAGCCCAAAAGACGCUUACGGCGGUGGAAUCAAUGAAGUUCUCAUAUGUCGGAAAUAAUACUAACCCAUAUACAAGGAGGGCUAGGACAUCUCGAAGAGCCACCCAAUCACGGGCUUUCUCUAAUCGGCUCGCCUCUUUUUCCAAAUAAGUCCUCCAAAAUCCUGAGAAAACCCCCUUGACCUUCCAAUUUGCACUCAUAUCAGAAAAUUCAAUGUGAAGAGCGGAAGCAAGGUUUUCAAGUUUAGGAACAAAUCCCAGGCUAGUGUAGGGCAUUUUUCCUUUCAAAGGCAUUCCAAAAAUCUUCUCAAAUUCUUCUAGAGUCGGAGUCAACUGAAAGUCUUGGAACAAGAAACAACGAAGUUCGGGAUCAUAAAACUGUGCUAAUGCGGUGAUCGCCUCUGGAUAAACUGUGACAUCCAUAAGAUCUAGAACCUUCCCAUAUUUCUCUUCUAAAGAUGUUCGGAAACGAUUGGAUAGUUUGCUUGCAAUUUCUUGUAAGUUUUCCACAUUUGGUAACUUGACUCUGAAUUGUAGAGUUUUCCUUUUGUUUGAACUCAUUCUUUCUUUCUUUUGCUAUGCAAAUAACUUCAAGUAAAUAAAGAUCCCUGAAAGCAAAAUUGAUGUUUGUAAAAGAUAUGAUGAUAUGAUGCAAAUGUCAUGUAUGAACAAAGGUAUAGGAUGGUAACAUAACAACUUAAUCGGGUAGGUCUCCUACAAUAAGAUAGUUCUAUAUUUUGUCUACCCAUAAAACCCACUCACAAGGUUGGUUCUAGCAGUUUUUGGAUAGAAUGGUUCCUAGAGGCAUCCAAGCAUAAUCAGAAUAUCGCCAUGCGACAGGCGAGCCAUCUUAUGACAAAUUCAUGAAUAUGCAUCCUCUAGGUGAGGUUAUUGUACCAAUCAUACAAGGAGUGCACCUUGGGGACCGAUACAUAACCUCUAUAGAUGAAACGGGUUCUAAAGGUCCUUGGAGUUAGCGACAAAAUCAGAUUUCGGUCAUGCGAUGGGCGAACCAUCUUAUGACAAAUCUCAUGACUAAGUCUCCUCCAAGUGGGGUUUUCGUAUUAGCCAUUCAAGGUGUUCACCCUGGGGACUAGCACUACACAACCACCUCCUAACUUAUGUUUUUUUCUCUUGUUUUUCAAAAGCUCGGGUUAAGAGCUUCACUCAAGCAUCGUUCCCAUUCCCACAGAUGAAUAUAUACAGCAACAUAAAUACAAACAAUAAAGCAAGAGUAAAGAAACAUAAUAUAAGAGUAAACAUAAAUAACACAAGAGCAAAAGAAUAAGCAUAAAGAACAUAUGAAUAAACAAACAAAGACAAACACUUGAACAUAAAACAAACUAAACUAGGGUUGACUCUCUUAAGAUUUCUAGCCUUCCCCAGCAGAGUCGCCAAUCCUGUAGCGCUAAAAAUUACUCGAGGUGUCUACACACUCGAAAAAGAACAGAGUCGCCACCGAUCUUUAUUUAUUCCAAAGUGGAAAGGGAAAAUAUCGAAUAAAACCCCUAAAUAAAACAAAUGAAUAAGACGGUCAUCGUAACCAAAUUAGGGUUCGGGAGUCGGUUAAGCAAGGGGAAGGUAUUAGCACCCCUUACCUCCAUCGUACUCGAUGGGACCCAUUUAGUUAGUUUUAUGAAUAAGUGUUUGCGUAAUGUUUGCGUUCUUUAGUUCUUAUGCUUAUUAAUCGAGAAAAGAAAAAAAAAAAGAAAUGUUUUUUAGGGUUUUUAUUAUUAUGAAGAAAAAAAGAAAAGAUUUUUUAUUAUUGUGCUCGCCAAGACGCUUGUAUCUUGUGCCUACGUAUUCCCUAGUGCAAUGGGAAAGUCAGAGCAAUCGUAGUUCGGAUAAAAAACUACGAUUUUGUUGGUUAAUUUUAUGAAGGAUGUUUAGUGUUUGGUUCAAAGGAUCAAAGGUAUUCAAGAGGUGUGCACUUCUUGUCACUCGAUCACUUCGAUUUAAUUAAGAAAGAAUUUUAAUAUUUUGAUUCAAAGGAUCAAAGGUAUUCAAGAGGUGUGCACCCCUUGUCACUCGAUCGCUUCGAUUUAAUUAAGAAAGAAUUUUAAUAUUUUGAUUCAAAGGAUCAAAGGUAUUCAAGAGGUGUGCACCCCUUGUCACUCAAUCGCUUUGAUUUAAUUAAGAAAGAAUUUUAAUAUUUAAUUCAAAGGAUCAAAGGUAUUCAAGAGGUGUGCACCCCUUGUCACUCAAUCGCUUUGAUUUAAUUAAGGUUUAAAACUUAAUUAACGCGUUUUAGUCCAAAAGAUCAGGGUAUUUAAGAGGUGUUCACCCCUUAUCACUCGAUCUUUCGGUAUGAUUAAGAAAGGAGAUUUUUGUGAUAAGAUUUAAAAUGGACUCGACAUUGGAUCGAGUCAAAUUUUAUUUAAACGAAAACUUAUUCUUUUGGUUUUUUAAAUAAUAAAGAUGGGAUCUAAACAUAAAAACAUAUUUUUUUGUAUUUUCAGUUAACAUUGGAAAUUAGAACAAACAUUAUAAUAAAAUCUAAGAUUAAAAAUAAGAAGGAUUAAAUAAAAAGUAAAAUAAAACAGAGGGGGUGUAUUUAAAAAAAAAUUGGUGGUGGUGAUGUAAUUAAAAAAACGCAUGGGCUUUAAUGGUUUGAGCCCAAAAGCUGGAAGCUGGCCCUAAGACCAAGAGCUAUUGGGUCGGGUCUGACCCGAAACCCUUAACCAAAAUCGGGUUUUGCCAAAGAGAAACCCUAAAUCUCAAGAAGCUCCUCUUUUCUCUCUCGUUUACUCACUCUCAUCUUCCACCUAUGCUAUUCUUACGGUGAACAAACGACAACAGUGACAAAAUCGAUGGCUUCUUCAUCUUUCUCGCUGCGAUUACGAACCACAACAUAAAAAAAAAUCUCUCAUAUGCAUCUCUCGCACUCGCAUAAACAACACUCUUAGCCUCUCGAUCUCACUCGUUCUCCCCGCUCGAUGGCCAUCUCACGCGAACAACAACAACAAAAGAAGAAAACUCUCACAUCUCUCUUGGUACCGCCAUUGAAGGAGCCUUCGAAGCUCUGGUAUCUCUCUCGGUUCGUUCUCUCACCUCUCAGUCUCGCUCUCGAUUAAUGAAAACAACAACAUAACGAUAGCUCUCAUUCGUCGCUCUCUCUCUCCAUCGCUUUUGUUUCAACUCUCUCACGGAGUCAAGGAUACAACAUCAAUCGAAACAGAUAGACCCAAAUCCCAUAUUAACCCUAAAACCCCAAUGAUCAGAUUUCAGAGAUAAUUACAUCAAAAGUAAAUGGGAAUCGAAAUCGCAAAUCGAAGAUAAAAAAGAGAAAGAUUAACCCAGGUAUGUUUGAUCUCCUUGCUUCCACUUUUGUUUCUUCUGAGUCUCGUGUGUGUGACUUCUUCUGUAAUGUUAUAUUGUUGGUUCUGUUGGUGAAUGAUGAGUCUGUGAAGUUGUGUUGAGUGUGAUUUCUGUGGUCUGUGAAUGAGGUUGUGGUAUCAUGUUGAGUAAUGGUUGUUAGAAGUUUGUAGGUGUUGAGAAUGUAUUGUUUUUGUGAAGUUGGCCGGAUGAAGGUUAGGGGAUGUAUGAAGAAGGGAGAGUCUGAAUGGUUGAAGGGAUUAAGGAGAUUUUGGCAGAGGUUCUGUAUGGAAUUUGUUGGUGGUUAUGCUCAAAUAUCUCAGAAUUUCAAUGUGAAAACUGAGUAUUUCUUGGUAUAUUCUUGAGCUUUAAGUGAUAGGUUAGGGUUUUCUUGAAGUGAAAGUGGGGGGCUGCCGAUUUCUAGGGUUUUUUCCCGCCUCCCCUUCUUGUUGCUUUUGCUCUGAUUUAUAUAGCCUCUGAGAGGUGGAAUUGGAGGGAGAAUAGAACAAAGAUUUUGAAAUAAAAAUCAGUUUUGGUGUCCUGACCUAUGCUUUCUGUUUGCAGAUUAUUGUCUUGCCAUUUAUGUGCAAGGUUUAGGGCAGGUUGGACAGCAUCCUUGGACUGUUUUUUGUGGCACUCGAGACAGCAGCAAGUUUGGAUGAGGACAAAGCAUUAGCUAGGCAACAGGCUUGUGGGUAGCUGAGAUGCUUUUGGGCAGUUCUUUUGUAACAAGCAUUUGGAUUACUUUUUGAAUCAAGUUGUGGAUAGAUUAGGGAUAUUUGAAGUGGAUGUAAUUAAAUUGUGAAUGGAUGUAAUUUUGUAUGGAAUUUGACUUUUGAAUCUUGAAAUAAUGAACUCAAAUUUGAAACUUAGAACUUGCAUUUUGAUGUAUGUUUUGAAUACCCUUGAAUACAUGAACACCUUUUCGACUCAAAAUAAUUCAUACAAAUGCUUUCCUCAACUUGCACCUUUGAAUUAAGUCUUGAGAAUUUCAAACCUCGCAUUACAUUUCUUGAAUUUACCACAAAAUAUGCCUCGCUUCGAGGUAAUUCGUAUGAUUUUGAUCUUGAAAAUAUUUUUAAGAUGUUUUCAUCUUAAUAAAAGUGAACAUCUAAGUUUUGGACUUGCAAAUGAUGAAUAAAGUCGAACUCUUUGUGAUUCUUAAAUGAAAUUUGAAAUCUCGAUGAAGGUCAUGAACUUUAUCCAAGUAACUUGUAUUCUAAAACAUUCAUGUAAAUGAAUCUUCCUAUUUUAACUUGAAUCACACUCUUUAAAUCUUCAAUUCAAAUCCAAAAUGACUUGCAAACAAACGAGUAAUUGAAUAGACAACAAGAUCUCGUCAAAGAAAUCAUAAUCUUAUCCUUUUUGUGCAAUUUCAUGAUUAAAGAACCCUAAACUUUAAUUGAAUUGCAAAAUUCAGUAGACAAACAAAUCUCAAAUCCAUAGCUCAAGUAACAAGAAACACUUUGAUUAAAUGAAACUUCAAAAUAAAACUCAACCAACUAACAAGUAUCAUCACAAGAUGAAAGUCUUGAUUCAAUCCUUUAAACUCCUUAAAAUUAUCUCAAGACAAACAAACGGGAGAAACCCUAAUUGACGAACUUGCAAUGAAGAGAGGGUGUGGUCCUUGUAGCUUGAUGAAGAAAUCUCUAAUAACCAUAAUUCAAAACCCUAAUUCAUGUGGACCACUACUCAAGAGAAGAACCAAAUGAAUCUGCUUUAUUUGGAGAAAAAGUCUCAAAACCACCGUGAAACCCUAAAUUGCAUAAAUGUUGUCCAUUUGAAAUCAUGCCUUAGUGAAUGAAUGACAUGCAAAUGAUCUAAUGGACCGAAAUGUAUGGUCAAAAAUUGGGGUAUGACAGAUGCCCCUAUUUAAGUGUCUUCAAUCUAGAGGCAUGAAGAUUGAAAUCUUCGUCUCGAUGUGAUUGAAGGGACUUAAAUACAAAAAUACACAAUUUUUGGCUUUAAGAACUGCAUAUAUGCAUAUGAUAUGAUAUGUAUAAAUGCAUAUGAGGAAAAUUAAUGGUACAAGGUGUCACAAGAGACAAAAUGCCACUAAAGAAACAAAGUAAAAGACAAAUGAACUCCACAAGGGAAUAUCGACAAAGCGACCCAACUAGGGAAGGGAUUACAAAAAAAGGGAUAUCCAAGUCCGCUAGGAAAUGGAAUCCAACUCCACUAGAGAAGAGAUUACAAAUCUACAGGGGAAAAUACCCCCACUUGUAGAGAAACAAAGGAUGCACAGACUUUUACUGAAGGUGAACUACCGACUUUUACUGAAGGUAGAGAAACAAGAGAUACACCAACGUUUACUGAAGGUGAACUACCGACUUUUACUGAAGGUAGAGAAAUGAAAGAUACACCAACGUUUACUGAAGGUGAACUACCGACUUUUACUGAAGGUAGAGAAACAAAAGGAUCACCGACGUUUACUGAAGGUGAACUACCAACUUUUACUGAAGGUAGAGAAACAAAAGAAUCACCGACGUUU
Vicia villosa (hairy vetch) is the source of this 6903-nucleotide messenger RNA. RefSeq names its product folylpolyglutamate synthase-like. The record is from RefSeq and is a predicted model, not a curated record. Gene Ontology annotation, molecular function: tetrahydrofolylpolyglutamate synthase activity; ATP binding. Bases 271 to 705 code for a protein of 144 amino acids. NCBI's taxonomy places the organism in Eukaryota, Viridiplantae, Streptophyta, Magnoliopsida, Fabales, Fabaceae. The transcript is spliced from 4 exons. Gene Ontology annotation, biological process: tetrahydrofolylpolyglutamate biosynthetic process. Gene Ontology annotation, cellular component: mitochondrion; cytosol; cytoplasm.